Messenger RNA from Gastrolobium bilobum, 2106 nucleotides. Its product is annotated as protein FREE1-like. The transcript has 10 exons. Gene Ontology annotation, cellular component: late endosome membrane; ESCRT I complex. Gene Ontology annotation, biological process: intralumenal vesicle formation; multivesicular body assembly. The record is from RefSeq and is a predicted model, not a curated record. The coding region runs from base 81 to 1634 and encodes 517 amino acids. Gene Ontology annotation, molecular function: ubiquitin binding; metal ion binding. Lineage: Eukaryota; Viridiplantae; Streptophyta; Magnoliopsida; Fabales; Fabaceae.
GGGUCGCGUUUUCAUCGUCGUCUUCUCUUCGCAAAAUAAACAAUUUCUACCACAGUUGAAAGAGGCAGCUGAAAUCAGCGAUGCAGCAAGGAGAAUACAGCUCCGCUCCAUAUUAUCAAUUCCCUCAUCUCCAAAACCCAAUCCCCAACUCCAACCCCAACUCCAACCCUAGUUCUAACCCUACCGAUCCACCUCCAAACCUUUACGCAUCCGCACCUCCCUUCAGCUUCGGUUACUCCCAUUCCGAUUAUACCCCUUACACCCCCGAGCCACCCUCCCCAACCGCUCCUUCAUACCCUCCAACCUCUAACACCAACUUUCCCUCAUUCAAUUCUUCAUCUCAAGCCACUCCCUUUCCUCCUUUCGAGUCUCAUAUUUCUUAUCAACAGCAAUCUUAUUAUCCACCGUAUGAUCAGCAUCAAGCGGUUCCGAUUUAUGCCCCUCCACCAUACUCUGGAUCUUCUGUUCCUCCACACCUAACCUCCUUCGAUCACGGUGGCGCUUAUUCCGACGAUGGCUAUGGGAGCUUGAAUCGGAGCCAUUCGGAUUCAUACGAGAACCGGCGCGAUGAAGAUUACGGAGAGGGAGUGUUUGCUUACGAAGGUGGCAAAGUGGAACCGUACGGAGCCCGUGAUACUGAUCCGAAAUCGUCGAGUUGGUCCGGUUUUGAUGAUUACGGGAGAUCAAUCGGCUUUCCAUCUGAUUCAGGCAAGAUUGUGAAAGCGGUUCCCAAAGUUGAUGGUACCAAAGAAGAUGCCUACAGCGGAGUGCAAAAGUUUCGGGUUAAGCUUUUGGUGGAAACGGGUGGUCAGAGUGCUAUGGAUGUUCUCUGUCAGAUUGGUUUUGAUGGAAUUCGUCUGCUGGAUCCAAAUACCAGUCGAACAUUGAGAAUAUAUCCUCUUGAGAACAUAACAAGUUGUGAAAGAUUUGAUUCAUCUACCUUUGCAUUCUGGUCAAAGAGCUCGGUGGACAUUGAGCCGAGACAAAUCAGAUUGCAAUCCAAUAGUUACACUACCAACACGCUUUUGGAUACAGUAACUGCUGCUACCAUACAGUUCAAGGAAAUGGGUGGAAACGGGAGGUCUGCCGAAUCAUUGAAAACAAAUGAACAGCCUACAGAAAAAAAGAAAGGAUUUGGCGAUUGGAUGAAUUUGAUUAAACCUGCCAAUGAAGAGAAGGAUCAUUGGGUCCCUGAUGAAGCUGUCUCAAAAUGUACAGCAUGCGGAACUGAUUUUGGGGCUUUUGUUCGCAGGCAUCACUGUAGGAACUGUGGAGAUAUUUUCUGUGACAAAUGUACAAAUAGUAGAAUUCCUCUUACUGCUGAUGAGAAUGCUCCGCCAGUACGAGUUUGCGACCGAUGCAUGGCAGAAGUGACUCAGAGGCUGAGUAGUGCUAGAGAGUCAUCAAGUAAACCUGUGUUGCAGAGACAUGAGGAUCUUGCCAGGAAACUUCAGGAGGAGCUGGAGAGGAAUCGAAAGACAUCAGGCUCCAAGUCUGAUGGAUCUGGAAGACAGAUGAAAGAAGUUGCAUGUCCUAUUUGCACUGUGCAUCUUCAGGUCCAGGUACCUAGCUCCGGUUCAGAGACCAUCGAGUGUGGAGUUUGCCAGCACCCAUUUCUUGUGAGUGCUCAUUGAGUUCAUAUGUCAUUGAUACGGAUGAAGGUGUGUAUGUGUCAAAAUUUAAGUUUAAUUAUUUUACUGAUCAAUUUCUUGCAAAUGAACUUUUUUAUCCUGCCUGCGUUUUUUUUUUUUUGGGUCCUUUUAGCUUGGGUUGUAUAUGUUUACCUGUUUUUAAUCUUCCUGAAAGGAUGCCGUCCUUUCGUAUAAAAUAGACGCUGAACAUACAUGUAUGGCUGAGUUUCGUUGUAACUUCUCUGGUUUUAAAUGAUAUGGUAGAUCUUUCAAUAUUUGAGGUUUGGCAACUUUUACUGAUCGGAAGGUCAACCGAUCUGCAACCCAGGUGAUGACAACUAUACGUCUUUUGUGAUGGAUGAUUAGUCGAAUUUAAAUAGUUAUAUUAUUAAUGCACAACAAUAUUUUGGAGCAGAAUGAAAAUUGUAAAUUCAUAUUUUAGAAUGUUGAUGCCUGAUGGGGUUGUAGUAUCUUG